AUGUUCGCGCGUAUGAUGGAGAUGAGUGGUUUCACAGAAGAACAGCUGACUGUUCGAGACGCAAUUCAGAAGAUCUGUGCCCAAUUUCCCAAUGAGUAUUGGCAACAACGCGAUCAAACCGAGACCGACCCCAAGGAGCUCCAUGCUGCUCUGGCAGCAGAUGGCUGGUUGGGUAUUGCUCUGCCUGAGGAGUUCGGUGGUGCCGGUCUCGGUAUCUCAGAGGCUACCAUGAUGCUACAGACGAUAUCUCAAUCAGGUGCAGGCAUGGCCGGGGCUCAGUCUAUUCACGCCAACGUCUACGCCACUCAGCCACUGGCCAAGUUUGGAAACAAGGAGCAGCUAGAGUCGACGAUCCCCAACAUCAUUAGCGGUAAAUGGAGGGUUUGCUUUGGUGUGACGGAACCAAACACCGGUCUUGAUACGUUGCGGUUGAAGACGACCGCGACGAAGAAAGGAGACAAGUACAUCAUCUCUGGACAGAAGAUCUGGAUCACUUGUGCCCAGGUAGCAUCGAAAAUGAUUCUGCUGGCCAGAACGACACCCCUGGAGGAAGUCAAGAAGCCCAGUGAAGGUCUCUCGAUGUUUUGCAUCGACAUUGAUAAGUCACAGCCAGGGUUGGAGCUGAAGAAGAUCAGGAAGAUGGGCGGUCGAGCGGUUGAUGCCAACGAGGUCUUCUUCGACCAUUACGAAAUCCCCGCCAAUACGUUGAUCGGCACGGAAGGGCAAGGUUUCAAGAUCAUUCUACAUGGGAUGAACGCGGAACGGUGUCUGUUGGCAGGUGAAGCGUUGGGACUGGGAUAUGCAGCUCUGGACAAGGCAUCCAAGUAUGCACGGGACCGUGUCGUUUUCAACCGGCCGAUCGGGCAGAACCAAGCGAUCGCUCACCCUCUGGCCGAUGCAUACAUGAACCUUGAAGCAGCCAAGCUGGCGACGUAUCAUGCGGCAAGGCUGUACGACCGAAGCAAGGAGGACAAGACCAUUACCCAGCACGCGGUGGGUGUCGCUUGCAACAGUGCCAAGUAUCUGGCGGCUGAGGCAGCAUUCCGGGCGUGUGAACGGGCAGUCAUGACUCACGGCGGCAUGGGAUAUGCGGCCGAGUACGACGUGGAGAGAUAUCUGAGGGAGAUUUUCGUGCCGAGAAUCGCCCCAGUGAGUCGAGAGAUGAUCUUGAACUUUGUCAGCGAGAGGGUAUUGGAAUUGCCACGGAGUUACUAGACGAAGACGAGGGGUUGUUGGCGUAGGCGAAGCAUAAAACUGGAGGAGGUUAUUUAGGCAGCAUAUGUAGGGUUUGUAUAAUGUUCAUCAAU
Exophiala mesophila is the source of this 1307-nucleotide messenger RNA. RefSeq lists its product as uncharacterized. NCBI's taxonomy places the organism in Eukaryota, Fungi, Ascomycota, Eurotiomycetes, Chaetothyriales, Herpotrichiellaceae. Gene Ontology annotation, molecular function: acyl-CoA dehydrogenase activity; flavin adenine dinucleotide binding. The coding region runs from base 1 to 1215 and encodes 404 amino acids. The record is from RefSeq and is a predicted model, not a curated record. The transcript has 2 exons.